Gryllus bimaculatus (two-spotted cricket) is the source of this 4468-nucleotide messenger RNA. The record is from the annotation of a GenBank genome assembly. NCBI's taxonomy places the organism in Eukaryota, Metazoa, Arthropoda, Insecta, Orthoptera, Gryllidae.
UAUAUAGGCAUCCAGUAGUGGCAACAUUCCUCUAUGGUUGUCAUUUAGAGCGGUUUGAUCGGGUUUGAUGUGCUGGAUGUGGUAGACAAACAUCACGACACAAGUGUUAAUAUAUGAUUUAGUGCCCUUUCGUCGUUCGUUGUCGGAUUUCAGAAUGCAGAGAGAAGAAAAACAAUUAGAUUCGGCCCUGGAGGCACUCAUUGUUCGUGUAAAUGACCUUAAAACAGCAAUCGGAGGAAUGCUCUUCAAAUUAGAACACGAAUACGAAACGCUUAAUUGGCCCAACUUUCUUGAUAAUUUCGCAUUGAUGUCUGGUCAUCUCUCUGCAUUGAGUAAGUUGUUGAGCCACGACAAAAUGCCUAAUCUUCGAAACCUGACUGUACUGCCACUGCUGCUGAGUCCAGAGCGCGAUGAAGAGUUGCUGCGGCUGACAGAAGGCAGAGUGCCUACAUUUGCUCAUGAUCUUGUGCCAGAUUACCUGCGAACUCGGCCCGAACCUGAAGUAGAGCAUCGCAAUUUGCAAAUGGAACACAAGGCUGCCAACCAGUCUUAUGAAACAGCUCAAAAGCAGAUCUCUGCAUACACAAAAGUGGUGAGCCAGGUGCUGGACAUAGUGAGCAAAGCUCGGGAAGAUUGGGAGUCGGAAGGCACCAGAUCUGCCACUGGCCAGACCUCUUCUGUUGCUGAUACCCACACCUUGGUGGCGGCUAUUAGUAUGGGCAAAGGACUGAAGGUCAUGGUUCCCCCAGUGCAGGGCGGCCCGCAGGGCAUGAUGGUGGCCCCCCAAGUGGGCAGGCCUGGAGGCAGUGGGCCUCAGCAACCAGGCGGUGGACCUAUGAACCCCGGCCAGGGACCCAUGGGUCCUAUGGGAAAAGCUCCUGGUACAAUAAAAACAAAUAUCAAAGCAGCUACGCAAAUCCAUCCUUAUGGCAGAUAAAUGUUUUGGGUAUAUUUUUUGUUUCUUUUUAUUUAUGUGAUAUGUUGUUUCUAUGUUUAAACAUUUAUUAAAACUAGCAAUGUUUCAAGAAUUUUAGAAUUGUUUAAUCAUUUUCACUUAUUGUAGUAAUGAGCAGGUGUGCUAUUUAACAAUUUUUAUUUUGAAUAAAAAGGCUAAUGGAAUGAGUUAUACAAAUUUAAGAAAAACCUGUUUUGAAGUAAACUUUUUGUAUUGACACAUAGACUAUCUUUGAGUGAAACAAAUAGAAUUUUGAGCAUUAAAGUGUCUUCCAUUACAUUAGGUAGUUUUUGCACAGUAGUUCAUAAAUUUGUACAUUAAAGGUAACAACAUAAGCUGUAUAAUUUUGAAUUCUUCUUAAUAGGAUUGGACUCAAUUUUGUUCUCAAAGUAAGAUAAAUGAAAAUAUUGUAUUUACCCGAACGUAAGAUGAGCUUUUUCCUCUAUAUCUCAUUCUAAUAAUUAUGAGGUUGACUGAUAUUAACAGAUUAAGCGUAGUUGUUUUUACCGUGCCUGUCCAUGACAAGAAACUCGAUUGCUGAUUUAAAAAUAACCUGCAAAGGCAAAAAAUACCACACAAUUAUGUUCAUGGAUUGUUAGCACUCAAUGCUAAGCAACUCAAAUUAGUAUUUUUCAAAUAGUGAGUAAAUCUCAAACAAAUGGGGUUGUUGUUAGUGAAAAGUAAUUGAAAAUGAGUAAUAAUCAUUAGAGAUUUUGCUACACAACGCGCUGAUCGAUCUGUUUGGACUAUUGAUUUAGUGCCUGGCGUGUAUGAAUCUGUGUUUUACUCGAAUUAAAAGUAAAAAAAUGCACGUUAAUAGAAGUACUCAUUCUUCAUUCCAGAGAAACAGAAUGAUUUUUUUAAAAAAUUCUAAGCAUAAAAUUCCCAAACUGUUUGCUUGUACAGAGAUGUAUGGAUUCAUAGUUGACAACUGGGUUAACUAAAUUUAAAUAAUCUUAAAAAUAAAGUAACAUAAAUCUGGUAAGAUAGAGAGGAAUGUGCAUAACUUUCUGGAGGGGUGGAGGCAAAAUUGUUAUUCUGUGGAAUGAAAGAUCAGACAAGAAAGAAACAAUUAUACAUGUAAAGCUGAAGAUGGUAGCGACAAAAACAAAAGUGACCAUUUUAAGAAACAAGAAAAUAACUUGAAUAAUAGAUUUAACUUACUCAUUAAUGAAACAAUCUGUGAUUUUAUUUUAAUUGAAUAAUUACUAUUAGCAACAAAAUUAAUUAAGGAAGCCUCUUUAAAAUUACGGGUCCAUCUUGUAUUUGGGUUAAUACAGUAGUUCUGAAUUGUGAGGGCAGUGUGUAAUGUUAAUGCCACAGGAGUAAUGUUAAGGACCACAAUAAGUGCUGCAAUGCCCUAGAAUUUUGUUGAUGGACUUGAGCUGACCAUAUUGCACCAUAGAAAAUUACUGUAUGUACUCGAAUAUAAACUGCCCUUGAAUAUUACCCACUCCCUAAUUUUACGGUAAGGAUUACAAAAAAAUUAUUAUUUUUCUUUACUUUUAUUGCAUAAAUAUCUGUCCUUGGAAGGUCUGCACCUCAAGGCCCAUCUUCACAGCGGCAUUAUGUCAGGUAUUUCACAUCUGUCUCGGUUGUGUCGCGUGAUCGCGACUGUAUCAAGCAUCGCCGAUCACGACUGAGAAAGGCGCAAAAUGAUGGGAGACCUUCAAUUGUGAAGAUAGGCUCUGACGCACCACGGUAUAAAAACCGAGGUAUAACCCACACCACCAAAUGACACGCAACAGGCUUAAAAGUUCAUGGUACUAACAUUGACUUGCAUAUUACCACACUCCAUUUUUCAACCAGCACUUUCUGAAAAAAAUACGCGGGCUAUAUUCGAGUAUAUACAGGACUAGUUAGCAGGCCACCCCGUCACCACAUAUAGAAACAUAUAGAAUUGUUGUGAUCAUGUAACUUGUAUUGUAAAUAAUAGUUCUCAUCUGAUAACAUUUGAUAAUUCUUGUUGUGUAUUAUUGUUUUGCAGUUCAACUUUUGUAAUUCUAAGAAUUCUUGCAUGUAGUAAGAACAAAUUUAAAACUUAUCAAAUACAAAGUGCUUCAUAUUGUGUAAAAUCUGUUUUAAUUUCUGUUUCAUUGAUGAUAUUUAUCUAUUUGCCUUGAAAGAUGUGGUAACUUACAUAAUUAGGGAUCUGUUUCUUCAUAUAUUCUCAAAUCUAGUUACAAAUUGACUUUGGACAUUUUCUUCAGUGUUGUUGUUGGUUUUUAAUUUUAUUUCCCCCCCCUAUUAAAGUAUGUUGAUUUGUCAUCAGAAGAGUUCUAAUUUGAAAUACUUAAGACUUAAAAGAUGGAAAGAUCAUUUACAGAGAAUGGACAACAACAGGUUUCCAAAAUUAAUUUGGAUGUACAAACCAAUAGGGAUCUGAGAUAGCCAGUCCAGCAUGAACACUUUGAAAACAAAUAAUCCACCAAGAAUACUGUAAUAAACCAAUAGAAACAGCCCGUAAAAACUAAUUUCUGGUCAGUUCAUGAUGAUGAAUUUUUAAUAAAAUUCUUUGAAUUUUGUCCAUAUCAAAUUGUGAGAAAUUAUAUAAUCUCUGCAUCUCAACUUGCAGGAUGAUGAGUAUCAUAUGAUAGUACACUAUUGCUGAAACCGAGUACAAGUUUGUGAUUAUUCAUAUUUACUUACCUUUUAUAGUGUGCUAGUUUCUAAUUAAUAUAGUAAAACUUCACUAAAAAAGUAAAUCGAAGGCAUUAUGCAAAUAAAGCAAACUUUCGCUAGAAAUACUCCAAUUCAAAACUAAAUAUAAUGGAACCUGCCACAUUAUUUUAUUUACCUUUUUAAUAUUGUAGAAUUUACUUUUUUCCCUAAAGACCACAGUUUCCAUUCACAUUCAGCAGAUUUUCACAUUAUACACAUUUUCAGUUGAGCAAAUGUUACUGUAUUAGUUUAAUAUGUGGUAUGCUUUCAAUUAAUUUUUGACUGAUUGUUUGUUUUUUUCUUGUAACGUAUGUGCUUAAAGAUUGCUUCCGUAUAUUUUGAAGAAGUGAUAAUUGAGAUGUUAAAAGACAAAUCUAUAAUAAAAAUAGUGUAAUGUCUUGUAAAUUGGUUCAUGACUGAAGUACAAAUUGAAAUUAUUACAAAUGUAUUGGUAAUUGAAAAAUAAUUAAAGGGAUUCUGGAUUAGGAAAUGCUCAGGGAAAGUUACAUAAUUGUGGAGAGAUUAUUUACAAAAUUCUGAAGUAAUGGAAUAUUUGAUGAUAUGACAAAUUGAGACAUUAUAUGGGUAGUUAAAUGAACUAUAUUUUGUAAGCUGAAAUUCAAAGAAUGUUCAUUAACUUGUACGAAUAGUGAUGUUUCACAUGAAAUUGAAAUUGUUAACAACGCAAUAAGAAAAAUAAAAAAAUGUUUUAUUUCCUCAGCUAUCAAAUUGUUUAAUAUAAGAUAAAAAGUUAAAGGAGACGAAUAAUUGUAUACAGAAUUGUAGUUUUUGUACUGAAUACUAGUAUUAAAAAAAUGUAAUGUUACAAAUAAAUUUAUUAAUUGAGAUGUG